Molecule: messenger RNA, 1414 nt
Organism: Moneuplotes crassus
Lineage: Eukaryota; Ciliophora; Spirotrichea; Euplotida; Euplotidae
Source: the annotation of a GenBank genome assembly
CAUUGAUGAACUUAGGAGCUGCAAGUUUUAAUGUACUUAUGUCACAAAAACGGAAUGAGAAAAGAAUUUCUGAUAAAAAUAUCCAAAAUCCGUUUGGAUUAGCUGAAAGUAUAAGAAAUCCCAGUUUCGAGAAAAGUAUUUCAUCUGUGAAAGGCUGUCAGUUCAAAUACUCCAGAAAUAAAAAGAAGAGACCCAUUGGAAUUAAGAUGAGCACGAGAUACUCUCAGAUAGAGAAGGGAAAAAUGAGCCCCAUGCACAAUUUUGAAGAUUUAUUCGUAUCGAAAUAAUAUACAAGGUCACCACAGUAUUUCAGUACAUGAACAAGAAUCAUAUCUAUUUCCAAAUAUUAAUCAAGAAAGUGGCCAAAAAAGUCCUUCAAAUCUGAAUGGCUUUAAACAAAGAUUUUCAGUGCAGAACAAGAAAAUAGACCCUAUAAAGAUAGACAACUCAUUCAGGAGCAAGAAGUCUUUUUGUAAGAUAGACUCUGGGGAAGAAAACUCUUCAAAAAGCCCGAUGCUUUCUACAAUAAAGCCACCUCUCCAUCCUCUAGUGCUGAAGACAAAGAAGGAGGUAUUGGAGGAAGGAGAAGCUAACUCUAGAGCUAAAGAUGCUUCAGAGAGAAUUGAGAGAGCAGAAAAUUCUCACUCAAAAAGUAAGCUAGCCAUUCCCACAAGUGAGAAUGAUAUCAUGUCCAUCUUGGUGGAUAAAGUUGUCGAAGACAAUGUUUGAAAUGAAAAUGAAGAGCAAAAAUCUUCACAAAAUCAAGAAUUUGAUUAUUUUAACGAUAAGCUCUUGAAGUUCAAGCUGAUGAAGGUGAAGAAUAUCUUUGCACCUACCUAUCAGAUGGACAAGAAAGAAGGAGAGAAAAUACGUUAUAAAAUAAAGAUGGAUGCUCAAAAUGAGAUGGACACAAUAAUCAACAAAACUAUUAAUGAAAAUAAGAAGCUGAAUAAGAAGUCCAAUGUAAGGGUGGUUUAUAAAAAGCCAACAGAAGGCUCUUCUGAUAGCACAUCUGAAGGCUCUAAUUCUUUUCAAGCAAGACAUGCUAAAGCAAAGAAUCACUUGAAGAACAGAGUUAUUAGGAUGAAGCAGAAAUAAGAAUAAAAAGAGCUUGAUGAGUAAGCUUAACAUCAUCAGGAAUAAUAUUUAUCAACAAAGAAUGCAUUCAAAGGAUGGUAUGAAGACUCAUAAUCCUAAUAACUAUGCUUUCAGGUCUCUUCAAGAUCUAAGGAAGAGCAAGGAAAAGGGACUUUACGAUAGGAAAAAGGAUAUCAACAUCAAGAUGUUAUCUACACUUGAAAUGGAUGCUGAAUUGACCAAAAGAUCUGUUUUGAACAUAAAUCAUAGUGGAGAUUUCUUCGAAGAACAUGAUUAGACUUAUUUAUUCAUUAUUCCCAAAAUAAUAAUUAUUCAU